AGAAUGGAUGAAUAAGAAAGCUUAAAGAAAUUUUCUCUCCGUUGUAAAAGAGAGCGACUCGCAGAAGACCUUACACAGCAACAGCAAAAUCCCAUCCAAUAAUGGCGUCGAUUGCAGCAGCUUCUACUUCCAUGGCUUCUACUGCCGUUUUUACUACUCAUUUAUCACUUUGCUCCACCGCUAAAGCCGCCUCAUUUUGCUGCUCUGCCCUACCUUAUCUUCCACCCCGUGUUUCUGCUUCAGCCAUUUCUACUUCCUUCAAAUUCUCAGAAUCCAAAAGGUCUUCGCUCCUCCAGGUUAAAGCAUCUUCAUCUGAAGAAACUUCUGUUGAUACUAGUGAAUUCAUAACAGAGCUAAAAGAAAAGUGGGAUGCUGUUGAAGACAAGACGACAGUGCUACUUUACGGUAGUGGGGCAAUUGUUGCAGUUUGGAUAUCUUCAAUUCUUGUUGGUGCCAUCAACUCAGUUCCUCUACUACCGAAAGUCUUGGAGUUGGUAGGACUUGGAUAUACUGGAUGGUUUGUCUACCGCUACCUUCUCUUCAAGUCAAGUAGAAAAGAAUUGGCGGAAGACAUUGAGGAAUUGAAGAAGAAGGUUGCAGGAAGUGAAUAAAUGCAUAUAGUUUGACGUCAAAUUCACGGUGAACGAAUUCCAGCACCAAUGCAAAUGAACUGUAAGUUUCUUGUACAAGAGGCAAAUGUUCAUGUGAAGUAAGAGUAGGUUUUGAUGUAUUUUUAUUUAUCUUAGCAAAUCUUCAAAAGAAAAUUCUAUGUUUCACUUUCAUUUGAUAGUGUUAUAAAUCAUAGUCUGUUUCUGCAUCUUGUUA
Solanum pennellii is the source of this 825-nucleotide messenger RNA. RefSeq names its product protein CURVATURE THYLAKOID 1A, chloroplastic-like. The coding region runs from base 102 to 611 and encodes 169 amino acids. The record is from RefSeq and is a predicted model, not a curated record. NCBI's taxonomy places the organism in Eukaryota, Viridiplantae, Streptophyta, Magnoliopsida, Solanales, Solanaceae. The transcript is spliced from 5 exons. Gene Ontology annotation, cellular component: chloroplast thylakoid membrane; thylakoid.